AUGGCCGUGUUUAAGCCUGGGUCGUCCACCGAACCCACGUCUGAAAUCGAACUGACGCUGUCUUGCAGAAACUUAUUGGACUGUGAUGUAUUUUCAAAAUCUGAUCCAAUGUGUGUUGUAUUUAUGAAAACACCAGAAACUACCAAAUGGGUUGAAAUUUGUCGUACUGAAUGUAUUAAUAAUUCUCUAAACCCUAAUUUUGUAACAAAAGUCCAUGUGUUGUAUCGUUUUGAAGUUCAGCAAUUGAUAAAGUUUGAAGUAUAUGAUGUGGAUUCAAACCUGCAUGAUCUGAAAUUCCAAGAUUUUUUGGGAUCGUGUGAAACCACUCUUGGACAUAUUGUGUCUUCGGUAACACUUACUUUACCUCUAAAAGGAGUAAAAACUAAUAACAAAGGUCAAGUGAUUGUUAAAGCAGAAGAGCUCCCGGCAUGUCAUGAUGAAGUCACUUUACAAUUUAAUGGAAAAGAUUUAGAGCGAAGUGAUUGGGUAUCAAGAUUUUUUUCUUGGAUUGCAAAAGCUUAUCCGUUUUUAGAAUUGUUUAAAGUUGGUGAAGAUGGACAAUAUCAAUUAGUAUAUAGAACUGAAGUUGUUAAUUGGACAAAUAAUCCUACUUGGAAACCAAUAACUUUACCUGUUCGUUCUUUGUGUGGUACUGAUUUUGAUAGAGACAUUAAAGUAGUAUGUUAUCAUUUCAAAUACAAUGGAAAUCAUUCCUUAAUAGGAGAAUUUCAUGUUACAAUGAAUCAAUUGAAAAAAGGCCCUGGUCCAGAAAAUGAUCAUAAAUGUGUCAAACCUAAGUCAUCUAAAAUUUGUGGAAGCAUACGUCUGAAUCAUUUUGACCUGAAAAAGACAUUCACAUUCCUUGAUUACAUAAUGAACGGUACACAAAUAAAUUGUACAGUUGCUAUAGAUUUCACAGCAUCGAAUGGAGAUCCAAAAGAUCACAAUUCUUUACAUUACCUUAGUAACAGACCCAAUCAAUAUGAACAAGCACUGGUAGCUGUCGGGGAUAUUAUUCAAGACUAUGAUAGUGAUAAAGUGUUUCCAGCUUUGGGUUUUGGUGCCCGAAUUCCACCACACGGAGAAGUUUCCCAUGAGUUUUUCUUGAAUUUGCAAGCCAGUGAUCCAUACUGUUCUGGAAUUGAAGGUGUGAUCAAUGCAUACCACCAUUGCAUUAGGAGUGUUCAGUUAUUUGGUCCGACAAACUUUAGUCCAGUAAUUAACCAUGUUGCAAAGUUUGCCCAAGCAUACCAAGAUGGAACACAGUAUUUUAUUCUGCUGAUCAUAACUGAUGGUGUUAUAACAGAUAUGUUCCACACUAAACAGGCCAUAAUCCAUGCGUCGUCUUUGCCUAUGUCAAUUAUCAUAGUGGGGGUAGGUAAUGCAGAUUUUGAUGCAAUGGAAGAACUGGAUGCUGAUACGGUUCCAUUAGAAGUCAACGGUGUACGCGCAUCUAGAGACAUUACACAAUUUGUAUCGUUUAAAGAUUUCCAGUCAUGUGAUAAUCCAACUUUAGCCAAGGCAAAUUUAGCCCGAGAGGUGCUUGCUGAAAUACCCAAUCAGAUUGUAGGCUACAUGAAAUCUAAAAAUAUCAUUCCAAAAAAUUUAAAAAAAUAA
Macrosiphum euphorbiae (potato aphid) is the source of this 1617-nucleotide messenger RNA. NCBI's taxonomy places the organism in Eukaryota, Metazoa, Arthropoda, Insecta, Hemiptera, Aphididae. The record is from the annotation of a GenBank genome assembly.